UAAGCCUCAAUCACAGUUGUUGUUUUAUUCUUCAUAGUCCUCUUGGCAUGAAAUUUGCUUUCACAUAAUUUGUUUUUGUUAUCAUCCAAAUUGGCUACAAUAAUGGGUGCAGAAGGGGCCUCAGUGUUUUACUUUGGACCAUUUCUGAUAAUGGUGACAAGAGAAUCCUAGUAAUGAUGUAUGCAGCCGCUCAGAGCAAGAAAGAAAGAAAAAAAAAAGUAUUCUUUAGCUCUUUAUGAUCAAAUGGCUCCAGAUAGUGGAAAGAAAAAGAAAAAAGAAAAUAAAAUAACUGAGGCAGAAGAAGUUGAUUAACCUUUGAUGGGGUCCCACUCCCACUAGUUUUAGUAUAUACAACACAUUUUUUUUCAAUAAAGAAAUACACCCAAAAUUUACUUUUUCACCCUAUUUUUAAAUGAUUGUCUAAUAGUCCACUUCCUCCUAUUCAUCAUCACCAUUUUCUCUUUUAUGCUUUCUUAGUUUACAUAUAUAAGAUGACCUUGCCAUAGUCUAAUCUCCAAAGUGUCUCAAACUGAGUGCCUUAAGUAUUAUAUAUGACUUGAAAAGUUAGGCAUUGUUUUUGAAAGUUUAUUGGGAUUAAAGUAAAGGGUUUACUUCAUUUUUGGCUUUGGGGAGAGUAUGGAAGUGAGUUGUGCUAGUACUACCAAAUGCAGUUCUUUGCAUAGGUUGAAGAGCAUAGAGGAAAAUAGUAGCCCUGCAAAUUGGGAGGCAGUGAUCUCCUCUUGUGCCAAGCCACCAGAAACUCCUACAGAAUCCAUGGAGUUUUUAGCAAGAUCAUGGAGUGUUUCGGCCGUUGAGCUCUCCAAAGCUCUUUCCACUUCACAUGCUGCUGCUUCUCAGAAUCCUCUCAACUCAACAACCACUGUCUCUUCUGCUUGCUCUGAAGUGCAUGGUGGUGUUGAUGAUGAUGCAAGUUCCACUAUCACUUUGAAGGAAUCUAUACUUCAGCAACUGUCAAGUGAGAGUAGUCCUCCAAUUUCACCAAGAGCCAGUGAAGAAAUGAAGGAGUUAUUUCUACUUCAUCAAGCACUAAAUCCAGAGUUCCUUUCCAGCCAACAGUUGAUAAAAAAUGGGCUGUAUAAGAGCAUUAUCAGGAAGAAAACAAUGGGGAGAUGGUUAAAAGAUCAGAAGGAGAGAAAGAAGCAGGAAAUCAGAACCCAGAAUGCCCAGUUACACGCAGCAGUUUCUGUGGCGGGGGUUGCCGCAGCUGUUGCAGCACUUGCAGCUUCAGCUGCAUCACCUGGAUCAUCAGCUGCUCAGCGGAAAAGUACUCCUUCAAAAACAUCCACUGCUCUAGCAUCGGCAGCAGGUCUGGUAGCAUCUCAUUGCAUUGAGAUUGCUGAGGAAAUGGGCGCUGAUCACGACCAUAUCUUAGCUGUGGUAAACUCAGCAGUUAAUGCAAGGACUAAUGGUGAUAUCAUGACCUUAACAGCAGCUGCAGCUACUGCCUUAAGAGGAGCUGCUAUUCUAAGGGCAAGGCUUCAGAAAGGCUGUGGAAGUACUACAUUUGCUUUGGCUGAGGAAAAAGGCGAAGGCCAUGAAUCAAAAGCUUUCACAGCAUUGAACUUUGUUUGCAGAGGAGGAGAACUUCUCAAACGUACGAGGAAAGGAGAUCUCCACUGGAAGCAAGUUUCUUUCAGCAUUAACUCAAAUUGGCAGGUUGUGGCAAAAUUGAAAAGCAAGUACAUGGGUGGAACAUUUACGAAAAAGACGAAAUGUGUAGUCUCCGAAGUUCGUUGUGAUAUCCCAGCAUGGCCCGGAAGGGAGAAAGACGGUAGCAAAGAAUCAAAGGCAUACUUUGGGAUAAAGACAGUUGAUAGGAUCAUUGAGUUUGAAUGUAAAAGUAAAGAAGAAAAACUAAUGUGGACAGAGGGAAUCCAGCACAUAUUGAAUUGUCAUGCCAAUGUAACAUUAUCUUAAGUGGCAUAAUGAUUCUUGUGAUCUUCUGUAAAAAUAAACUUGCAGUUGCAGUAAAUAAUCCUAGGUGUACAUGUCACUGGGCAAGCAAGCCAGUUUUUCAACUUUUACAAUCAUAUACAGA
Messenger RNA from Humulus lupulus (European hop), 2059 nucleotides. Its product is annotated as VAN3-binding protein. NCBI's taxonomy places the organism in Eukaryota, Viridiplantae, Streptophyta, Magnoliopsida, Rosales, Cannabaceae. The coding region runs from base 637 to 1938 and encodes 433 amino acids. The record is from RefSeq and is a predicted model, not a curated record. The transcript is spliced from 9 exons.